This is a messenger RNA of Striga asiatica, 954 nucleotides long. The record is from the annotation of a GenBank genome assembly. Lineage: Eukaryota; Viridiplantae; Streptophyta; Magnoliopsida; Lamiales; Orobanchaceae.
AUGGAUGAAUUUCAACUCAACUUCCCACAGUUCACAACAAUGAACACUACAAGAGCAAAAAUAAAAGAUAUAGCACAAACCUGUGUCCAUGCAUGCAUGCACCUCAGGCAGCAGUUGCAAUUCGGUUCGAAUUAUACGACAAACGGCUCAAAUAAUCUCCGAGAAGCCAACACUCUGCCGCAAGCUACAGAAAAUGCUGUGAACAAGAUUACGAGCGAAGUCCAGAAAAACCUCAACACAAGUAACGGGUCCUUCCUGGCAGAGUUGAAGUGCUUAAAGAAGAUAAUUCUGAGCCGUCGAUCUCUGAGGACGGUUUCGUAUUCAUUGCCAUUCGAUUUUAUCAGUGGUCCGUGGGCCCCACCUGGGACCAGAACCGGGCUACGGAUUCUGGCAAAGGAGAGGCCUUUCUGUAUAGCUUCACACAUCCAUAGGAAAAGUACAUCGGCAGCAAUUUUGCAUAUUUGUUGGCGAAAGGGACUUGCCUCAUUCGAGACGAAUGCUCUUACCAAUGAAGCUCCAUCCUAUUUCAUUCAAAAAAAGAAAAAAUCGGUAACUGGAAAAACAGAAAAAAUUGUGGAGAUAUCAACACCUUCAGAGAAUCCAUAUGGUAGAAUGUAUUUAGAAGGCAACUGUCAAGGGCCAGCUGAUAUCUACAGCAAUCAUAAGCUUAAAUUAACAAGCAGGAAAAGGACCAAAAUAAAUAUCCCAGAAAAGGAUACUACCAUGGUCUUACAACAUCCAUUUCAAUCAAAUCCUGCACAAGGUUUGCCCAAUCGCAAUUUACUAAGUGCACAAUGGAAGCAAGCAUUGCAAAUUGGUGUUUCUUUUCCAUCCGACAGAGCAACCCAAAAUCAAGAAACCUAUCAAAAUAGAGUUGACACACCCAAAUUUCAGGAACACUCAUACCAGAUCAAGAAGCUUUCGUCUAGACUCCUGAGUGGACAUAGAUAUUAA